AUGGCCGAUGCGCCGCCACCUGCCAAAAGGCAAAAAAGCUCUCUCCCUCCGCCACUCCGCGAUGCGAAGCGGCAGGACAUCGACAACUGGGAGACAAAUCGCAUGUUGACCUCGGGCGUUGCGCAGAGACGAGAAUACACCGGCGAUUUCUCCCUUGAUGAUGAAGAAGGAACACGAGUGCACCUUUUGGUGCACGAUUUGCGCCCGCCAUUUCUUGAUGGCCGCACGAUUUUUACGAAACAGCUGGAGCCUAUAUCUGCAGUGCGCGAUCCUCAAAGUGACAUGGCUGUCUUCAGUCGGAAAGGGAGCAAAGUCGUCCGAGAGCGGCGUCAGCAAAGAGAACGACAAAAGCAAGCCCAAGAAGCUACUACAAUGGCGGGGACGGCAUUAGGCAAUUUGAUUGGGAUCAAGGAAGACGAAGGCGACAGCGCUGUUGCGGCCCCAAUUGAGGAUGUUUAUAAGAGCAGCAAUAAAUUCGCUCAGCAUCUCAAAAAGGACGAUGGUGGAGCUAGUGCCUUUAGCAAAAGUAAAACAUUGCGUGAACAAAGAGAAUUUCUCCCCGCUUUCGCCGUGAGGGAGGAUCUCCUCCGAGUGAUUCGAGAUAAUCAGGCCAUAGUCGUUGUAGGUGAGACGGGUUCAGGAAAGACUACUCAGUUGACGCAGUUUCUGUUAGAAGAUGGCUAUGGCAAAAAUGGAAUGAUUGGAUGUACGCAACCUCGUCGCGUCGCAGCCAUGAGCGUAGCCAAGCGCGUGAGUGAAGAAAUGGGAGUUGACUUGGGAGAUCUGGUUGGAUAUGCCAUUCGUUUUGAGGAUUGCACUAGCGACAAGACUAUCAUCAAAUAUAUGACCGACGGUGUUCUACUGAGAGAAUCCCUAGUCCAGCCAGAUCUUGACAAGUAUUCUUGUAUUAUCAUGGAUGAAGCCCAUGAACGGGCGCUCAAUACAGAUGUCCUCAUGGGACUCAUUAAGAAAGUACUGGCCAGACGAAGAGAUCUAAAACUGAUUGUCACAUCAGCUACCAUGAACUCGGAGAGAUUCUCUCGCUUUUUUGGUGGAGCUCCUGAGUUUAUUAUCCCUGGCCGUACUUUUCCUGUGGACAUUCAAUUUUCUCGCUCGCCAUGUGAAGACUAUGUGGAUAGUGCCGUCAAGCAGGUUCUUGCCAUCCACGUAUCACAAGGACCGGGUGAUAUAUUAGUAUUCAUGACCGGACAGGAAGAUAUCGAAGCAACCUGCGAGCUUGUCGAAGAGAGGCUGAAAAUGUUGAACGAUCCUCCUAAAUUAAGCAUACUUCCCAUCUAUAGUCAAAUGCCUGCGGAGCAACAAGCGAAAAUCUUUGAGCGAGCUGCUCCUGGUGUGAGGAAAGUCAUUGUGGCUACGAAUAUUGCGGAAACAAGCUUGACUGUCGAUGGUAUCAUGUAUGUGGUUGAUUCAGGCUUCUCGAAGCUGAAAGUCUACAACCCUCGCAUGGGUAUGGAUACGCUGCAAAUAACGCCCAUCUCUCAGGCAAACUCAGGCCAGCGCGCUGGACGCGCUGGAAGGACAGGUCCAGGCAAGGCCUUCAGGCUAUAUACAGAGCAGGCGUUCAAAAACGAACUCUAUAUUCAGACAAUCCCAGAGAUCCAACGUACCAGCCUGUCCAACACUGUCCUGUUGUUGAAAUCAUUAGGAGUGAAAGAUCUUCUAGACUUCGAUUUCAUGGACCCCCCGCCGCAAGAAACAAUAUCCACUUCUUUAUUCGAACUAUGGUCACUCGGUGCGUUGGACAAUCUGGGUGAUUUGACACCUCUUGGUCGUCGCAUGACUCCAUUCCCUAUGGAUCCUUCAUUAGCAAAGCUUUUGAUCACGGCUUCUGAGGAGUACGAGUGCAGCGAGGAAAUGUUGACUAUUGUUUCUAUGCUCUCAGUACCCAACGUCUUUUUCCGUCCCAAGGAACGACAAGAAGAAUCUGAUGCCGCUAGAGAGAAAUUCUUCGUCCCGGAAUCAGACCAUCUUACUCUACUCCACGUAUACACGCAAUGGAAAUCCAACGGCUACUCUGAUGGGUGGUGUGUGAGGCACUUUUUGCACUCCAAGUCACUCCGCCGAGCGAGGGAAAUCCGCGAGCAGCUGUACGACAUCAUGACUGUGCAAAAGAUGAAUAUUGUCAGCUGCGGCACCGACUGGGAUGUUAUUCGCAAAUGCAUCUGCUCGGGCUACUAUCACCAGGCAGCUCGUGUGAAGGGUAUUGGCGAAUUCAUCAAUCUCCGCACGAGUGUGACGGUGCAGUUGCAUCCGACCAGUGCGCUCUACGGCCUUGGCUAUGUGCCAGACUAUGUGGUUUAUCAUGAACUCAUUCUCACGAGCAAAGAGUACAUGUCCACUGUUACAGCAGUAGAUCCACACUGGCUGGCCGAACUCGGAGGUGUGUUUUAUUCCGUCAAAGAAAAAGGCUACUCGCAUCGCGAGAAACGCAUCACAGAGCAUGAAUUCAAUCGUCGCAUGGAAAUCGAGACACAAAUGGCCGCUGAUCGCGAACGAGCAGCUGCAGAGAAAGAGCGAGAAAAGGAACUCAACGACCCAGCUCGCCGUAAGAGAGAGAUUGAAGUCGGUGUUGGUAUUGGAAAACCCGCUCGGUCAUCUGUUGUUAAGAGGCCAAUUAUUGUCGGUAAUAAGCGAGGGGCAGGCGGUUUGACUACCUCCUCGUCGUCGAAUGGCGUUGCCAAUCAUAAUAAGGGCAGUGGAGGAGGAAGCGUGGUAAAAAAGCCGGUGACGGUUCGAAGGCCUGGGGGAAGGGCAUUCUAA
Molecule: messenger RNA, 2781 nt
Organism: Talaromyces atroroseus
Lineage: Eukaryota; Fungi; Ascomycota; Eurotiomycetes; Eurotiales; Trichocomaceae
Product: Pre-mRNA-splicing factor ATP-dependent RNA helicase prp16
Exons: 3
Coding region: 1-2781 (926 amino acids)
Biological process (GO): mRNA splicing, via spliceosome
Cellular component (GO): intracellular anatomical structure; spliceosomal complex
Molecular function (GO): RNA binding; ATP binding
Source: RefSeq, a predicted model, not a curated record